GACCAAACUACACGCAUCAAAGACCGCAUUUUUUGGCGCCAUAUUAAAAUUUCUCGUCGUGGUUUGCUUUUGUCGAAAUAUAGUCUAAUCGCCAUUUUCAAUUUUUUUGGAAUUUCACAAUGCCGUGCACUAAAGAAGUGAUACUAGAGAAGGCUAAAUUAGCUCGGAGAGAAAGAUACGCUAAAAUUAAGUCUGAUCCAGAAAAAUACGCCCGAGAAAAAGAGAAGGAACGGCAGAGGUACUUAAAAAGAAAAGAAAGAAAGAAAAUUUUAAGUAUUAAAGAUUUGACACCAAAAGCUAAAAAGUUACAAAAGAAAAAAUGGAGAGAUUUCAAUAAAUUUUACCAAAGGAAACUAUUACUGAAACGAGGCGAAAAACUUAUGGAUGUUAAUACUCCGAGUGAUACUGAAACCGACCCCUUAAGAAAUGAUAAUGAUGAGGAACAUGAACAGCAUGAUAUUCGAGACCACGAUACAAACCCAGAACGAGAACAAAGAAAUGACGAGGCCAAUUCGAUUUUUCAGAAUUUAUAUAAGAAGAUAAGAAAACUAAAGUACAUGAUGCAGAAAAAAGAAAAGAUGUAUACAUUACAAAAACAAGAAUUACAGAAAAAACUAAAUAACUACAGAAAACUUUGUCAGAGACUGAAAAAACGAGUAGAAAGUCCAAAUUCUAGAGCUCUGAGACUAAUAAAUGACAAGUCAAAGAUAAAUGACGUCAAGAAAAAGGUUUUGUUUGGUGAAGCUAUGAAAAAAACGUUGGAGACUAAUUAUCAGGCGCUGAAAUCAAAAAACGAAAAAAAUAUAUUUAGUGACCACAUACUUCAACAAAAAUCAAUACUAAAAGAGCAUAAGGUCUUGUCUGAAACUAAACACUUUAUUAGAAACGAGGAAACAAAAAAAAACUAUUAUCAAAAGUUAAAGCAGGAUAUUGUAACCUUUUUUGACAGAGACGAUAUUUCAAGAAUGACUGCUGGAAAAAAAGAAUGUAUAUCCCGGGACAAGACUAAAAAACAACGAAGAUAUUUAUUAGAUUCUAUGAAAAAUCUUCAUAAACUUUUUGAAGCAGAAAAUACCAAAGUUAGUUAUUCAUAUUUUUGCAAGCAAAGGCCAUUUUGGGUACUCAUACCAGAUGUCAGUGAUAGAGAAACAUGUUUGUGUAAAACUCAUGCGAACAUAGAACUAUUGUUGGUAGUAUUACAUUCUCGUAAAAUAAUCAAAGAAAAGAACUCUGCAGAAGUUAUCAAUAGACUAUGUUGUUCCAAUACAUCAUGCUUGUUGAGUAGAUGCGGUACCUGUAAAGAUAAAAAGCUUGAAUACUUGUUAGAUAUAGAUGAAGCAAUAACAUACAGUAAAUGGGAACAUAAGAAAGAGACGUACGUCACAAAGGGUGUGGAAAAGACAAAAAGAGUUAUCGCAAAGGUAAAAGUAACUGCCCCUCCAAAAGAAGCUGUUGCAAUAUUUGAAAGUCUGAUUCCAGAAUUUUUGAAGCAUGAAGGUACAAGAAGAUGGCAAUAUACUGCUUUGAAAGAUCUAAAAUCUAACUUGAAGAAAUGUGAAGCCAUAGUUCACAUUGACUUUAGUGAGAACUAUGGCUAUAAAUAUCACUCUGAAGUCCAGUCAUUUCAUUUUGGAGGUAGCAGGAAAGAAUUGACACUACAUACUGCAGUUAUAUAUUUAACUAAUGAAGAUGACCAAAUAACGGCUAAAUCAUUAUGCACGGUCAGUGAAAAUAUGCGUCAUGACGCUGCCGCCAUAUGGGCCCACAUAGUACCGCUUCUGGAAUACAUUCAGACCACCAACAAAAACGUAAAUCAGCUACAUUUCCUAUCCGAUUCACCAAGCAGUCAGUAUCGAAAUAAAACUAUGUUCUAUAUAAUUUCCAAACUUUACUGGAACUUCCCCUAUUUAAAGCUGGUAACCUGGAACUUUAGUGAAGCAGGACAUGGAAAGGGAGCAGCUGAUGGAGUAGAUGGUACCGUCAAGAGAAUCGCAGACGCAGCGGUGGCUAAAGGUAAAGAUAUUGAUAAUAUUGAUGAUUUUAUGACAAUUGUAGCACAAUCUGCGGAGAAUAAUGAACCUUUGCUUAAAACAAAAUCCUAA
Messenger RNA from Leptidea sinapis, 2102 nucleotides. RefSeq lists its product as uncharacterized. Lineage: Eukaryota; Metazoa; Arthropoda; Insecta; Lepidoptera; Pieridae. The record is from RefSeq and is a predicted model, not a curated record. The coding region runs from base 120 to 2102 and encodes 660 amino acids. The transcript is spliced from 3 exons.